CUCGCUUGCCACCAACACUAGUCUUUUGGCGCUUAGAAGCCAUACAUUGCACAGAUCAUGUUUCUUUCUCUCGUUUUGCGCUCUAGAAGAGCUCCUUUCCUUUCCUUGUUCUUCGUCAUCGUCUUGUUUCUGGUUUCUCAAACACCUCCAUCAUCAGUCAACUCGAGCUAUUUCUCUUCUCUUCGUCCCCAGCUGGAGAAUUCCAUUUCAUUAUUCGGAGGGACUCUUGAUGAGGACUCUCAAUCACCAGCAUAUCUUCUCAAAGACGCGUUGCCGCCACUCCACGGCGAUGAUCACUCGUCGAGCAGCCAGGUCCUGUACCCUCACCGCCCAAAAAGCCCAUCUCCUAUAACGAUGAUAGUCAUGUGGAGUCCCACAGGCGGCAAGACACCCGUAUACAUGAACACCUACUUUUCAUCUGUCCUAGCAAACCCGACAAUUGACCUGCUUCUCAUAAAAUUCGACAGAGAAGGACACGGAGUUGAUUGCGGCCCCAUGGCUCCUCAAGUAGAUAAUUCGAAUAUUCGCGAAGUAUGUUUUUCUCUCGAGGACUAUUACGAAAGGCAUGCUAGGUGGUUGUGUGGGCUGCCCGGAUGGGAAUGCAGUCAGGAUGAAUUCGUGAAGUUGACUAGCGACUUGAAGAAGUUUGGGGUUUGGGAUAGGGUUUCGUCUCAUUUUCGCCCCUUCAGGGCUGCCAUCUUCCAUGACUACAUUCACCCAGAUACUCCAAUAUGGGGCUGGGUCCCAUGGGAUCUGGCGCCUCAGUUUGACAUCAUCGUAGCCUCCGCUCAGUCCUAUCUCGACGAGAUCCUUUUAUACCUUCCCGGACAUCUCUGCUUCUUCCGUCAUUCCCAGAGUAUUGUUGAUGAAUUUUUGAAAUACCCCGCUUUAAGGAGCCUGGAGGCAUUUAGAGCUGCUGAGAAGGAUGGGAGAUGGAUAGGCUCAGACGCUGAGGAACAAGAAUAUUCUCAUUUCGCAUUUACGAACAAAAACCUCACAUUCCUUACCUUUUACGCCAUGAACAAUCACGACACAUACCUUUCCUCGCCAAAGCUUGGCACUUAUUCUGUCAUAAACGCUCAUCACCUUUCGGAUGGGCUCCUUAUUCGUAAUUCGCCUUUGGCGAGCGAGGCAAGUGGAUCGAGGACAAGGCCUCCACCAGACAAAGAGCAGCCAAAUAGUGAACAUAUAGUGGAACACACUGUCCCUUCCUUAAGAACGGACCUGCGGGAUAGACUUCUACUCCAUAUCACCCACCACAAACAUUUACUUUCAUCAAUACAUCGCGCUGGCAGCAGGUCUUGGCAUAAAUUUUCUAAGGGAGGGUUUGAAUAUGAAGUUGAGAUCAGAUAUGGGAGUUAUCAACUCGCGUGGUUCGACAAGAAGUUGGCGGUUUCGUACGCAGUUGAUAAUGAGCUAGUGAAGGGCAAGGGGUUCGGGAGGGCUGAUAGCGUCAGGUACGUCAUGCGCCGAGAACGAGGAGGACCCAUCACAGAGCGUGUGGAGCGCUUGAAGACCAUCGAGUUCGCUGAUAUCUCUGCGGAUUCUCAUGCUGUGAGGGAUGCCGAUGGUGGCCUUCCUUCCUUGGCCCGCACGAAGUUGCACAGAUUUUCGUAUACAGAUCACCCUUAUCUUCUCGAGUGCCUUUAUACUCAUUUUCAGCAUGAAAAGUACAAUCCCUGGUGGGACGUGCCCGAAAAAAGCCUUACUGACGAGAUCCUCUUCGUAAAUCGUGAUCGGCAAAAUGGAUUCCUUGAAAUAUGGGAUAAGAGUGGGGAAGUCGUCUUCGAAUCUGAUCCGUUCAAACAUGAUUACGAGAAGUGACUGA
Molecule: messenger RNA, 1828 nt
Organism: Cantharellus anzutake
Lineage: Eukaryota; Fungi; Basidiomycota; Agaricomycetes; Cantharellales; Hydnaceae
Exons: 7
Coding region: 58-1824 (588 amino acids)
Source: RefSeq, a predicted model, not a curated record